AUGUUUUCCAAGAAAAAAAUACGUUCAAAUCAAAUAUAUAAUGUCCAAGGUCAAUCGUAUACUUUACUUAAUCAAAUAGGCUUUGGAAGAUUUGGAUCUGUUUGGACAUCGACAACACAAAAUGGUGAAUAUGUUGCUGUCAAAAUAGUUGAUUUUAAUCAUUCAGGAAAUAAUGCUAGUUUAAAUGAACGUCUCAGUUCUUUUAGAACUGAAAUUAAAAUGAUUAGUAAAAUGCGUAAUGAAAUUGAACAUGUUGUAAUAAUGUAUGGAUAUGAAUUUAAUCCACGAUAUGGUGUGGGUUUUAUAGUACUGGAAUUGGCAGACGAAUCAUUAAUAGAUAGAGUUAGAAAUCUUCAUCAAAGACAUUUAAGAACAAAAAUAUUUGAUCGUUAUGAUUAUAUUCCAUCAAAAGAUCGACAGGAAAUAUGGGUUCAAUUAAUGAAUAUUAUUCUUGCACUUCACCGACAUCGUAUAGUUCAUCGUGAUAUAAAACCAGCUAAUUUAUUAUUUUUCGGGCCAACGAUGAAAGUUAUUGAUUUUGGUAUAGCCCAAGAUGAACUUGCAGGAUACAGUGGAAAUCAGCGAGUAGCUGGUUCACAUCCUUAUAGUGCGCCUGAAUGUUUUCAUGGUCGAAUACCUAUUACAUCCAAAGCUGAUAUAUGGUCAGUAGGUGCUAUUUUAUAUUUUAUGACUUAUGGGAAAAGGCCUGAAUAUGAAACUCCACAACCACCAGUUGGUGUUUCGCCCACUCAUUCUUCUCUUGUUCAAGAUGUUCUUAAUCGUUGUCUUCAACGAAAUCCAAAUCGACGACCAGAUCAUCGCUGGCUUGUUCAACAUCCUUUAACAUAA
Messenger RNA from Adineta steineri, 849 nucleotides. NCBI's taxonomy places the organism in Eukaryota, Metazoa, Rotifera, Eurotatoria, Adinetida, Adinetidae. The record is from the annotation of a GenBank genome assembly.